Messenger RNA from Corylus avellana, 652 nucleotides. The record is from RefSeq and is a predicted model, not a curated record. NCBI's taxonomy places the organism in Eukaryota, Viridiplantae, Streptophyta, Magnoliopsida, Fagales, Betulaceae.
GGGAAACAGAGUUAAAACAAGAUUCAAAAUCGAAUAGAGAGAGAAAGUGGAGAGAGAGAGUGGUUGCUCUUUGCGCAUUUCUUCUCCUCAUGUUUUCCCUUUCGACUCGUUGAAAUUCAAACCCUAAACACACGCAGAGAGAGAGAGAAAGAGAUCUAAUUCCCUCAGAUCUCUCCGAUUCCGUUCCCGUCUCUAAGGGUUUCACUCCGAUCGAUCCGUCUCCACCUCCUUUCCUCACGGUAUUUUGGGGUUUUAUUAUCUGGAGGAAACUUUUAGUUAAUUGUUGGGAUCAGAUCGGUGAUCUUGGAAAAGCGGUUUGGUGUCGAUGGAGGCGAUCGAAGAGUUGGCUCAGCUCUCGGAGUCGAUGCGGCAAGCCUCGGCUCUGCUUGCCGAUGAAGACGUUGACGAAAGCUCAAGCUCCGGUUCUUCUAGAAGGGCAUCCACUUUCCUCAAUGUCGUAGCUCUUGGCAAUGUUGGUGCUGGUAAGUCUGCAGUUUUGAACAGUUUAAUUGGGCAUCCUGUUCUGCCAACUGGUGAAAAUGGUGCCACUCGAGCUCCCAUAAGCAUUGAUUUACAGAGGGAUGGAUCUUUGAGCAGCAAAUCAAUCAUUUUGCAGAUUGACAAUAAAUCUCAACAAGUUUCUGCAAGUUAG